GCUAAGACCUGAGCUGCUUUGUGCAGCGCCAGGUGUUGCUGGCAGCCUGGUACCCACCGUCUCCGGGUGUGAUGCCGCCCCUUUGCUUUGACCCACCUGUCAAGGCUCCUACUGGUGAUCUGUGCCCGUUUGCAUGGAGCCCCCCCGGAAACGCACCCGUCUCCACCCUCCAACUCGGGCAGAGGUUUUAUCCCCACUCGCCUGUAGGUCUAUAAUCCAUUGAUUUCCUUUCUUUUUUUUUUUAAUUUUUUUCUCCCCUCCCAGCUUAAACCUUAUUAAAACCGGCUCAAGGAAGGGAGAAAAAUGCACGUCCGCGUUGGGGGAACUUUUUUAUCCCUUAGCUGUCUGGCUCUGCCCAGCACGAAGCGAGCGGGAUUAGAAGUGUUGACACAACUGAAUCUCCGCAAGGGCUGGCUUGAGCUCUUAGUCCAAUGUAAAUAGUUCAGGGCCUAAUUUUGAUACCGCGGGGGCAUCUGGAGCUGCGGCUGGGCACUGACCCCGCGGGUUAUGCGGCAUCUGUCGUGACACGCGGGUCCCCUGCGCUGUGCCAGCCUGCGCCCGCGGCCGUCAAAGCCGGUUUAGCGGCACAGGACGGGAUCGCUUUGUGAUGGAGACUCCUCUCUGCAAAGUGGGUUUCGAAACGCCCCUCUUGCCCCAGGUCUGCAGACCCCCCCCCACCGUCCCAUCCCAUCCCACGGGCUCCCUUCCCCUCCCAGUCACAACUGGGACCUCAUUCAUGCCCCGUCCCCCUGCUUCUGCCCUUGUGCCACCGCCUGCUAGGAGGAUUUGAAUAAUAUUAACGGAAGAAUAUGCAUGAUACGCAUACUAAUAACUUGAAUGUUGAAUUUAUUGAUAUCCGUAUCUUACUGUUAAUCUCAGGAUCAUAUGAAGAGGCAUAGCGGCGGUCGCAAUAAGACUUUGUAGGUUAAUUAUAAUAUUCUCAUCUCUCAGAAUAAGGAUAAUACAAAGUAAAUAAUAUGAAUGUGUUUGAAUAAGAGGGGAAGCAUCGGGGGCUAUUUCUCGGGGGGCAGCAAAUGCCUGCCUGCCACUACCAAGGGCUGGGGGCUCUGCCGGUCGUCCCCGUGUGUUCCCGCUGGCUGGGGGCAAGGCUUGGCACUGGGACGCCCAGUCCCUUGUGGGCAGCAAGAUGGGGACUGCUGGGUUGGGGUCGCAGCCGGAUCCUCAGCUGAUGUAAACUGCGUCGGCUCCAACGCUUCCAGUUUACACCGGCCCAGCGGCGAAUUCAGGCCCUUUUUGCUUUUUCUCUCGACGGCGCCGUGCAAGCGUGACGCAGCGCAGCUGCGAUCUCUGUGCAGGGGCCUUGGUCAAAGUUUCCUUGCCGUUGCUUUGCAGUGAUGUCUCCCCCGGCGGGGGCUGCGUGUGCGGACCGCCGUGGGUAGGGCCCCUGGGUACGAACAUCUCAUUAGAGAUGGAAAAAUACGAUCCGAGUCAGGAACGCAAGCUUUUAUUUCCAUAACCCGUCCCUCUGCAUUGGCAGCGAGCGUGGAAGAGGGCAUUUCGCAUGCACCUGGCACUUCCUCGCCUUGCAAAACCCAAGGGGAAGUGGGGGGAGAUCUGAGUUCAGCUUUAAAAAACCAGCCAGGCCUUUGCCUUUAGAUGUUGUAACGAGCCUGAGAAAUUUGCAUUGUUCGUCUAUGAUUGACAGUGUUUCUACUCCGCACGGGCUGCCUGGCUCCUGGGGGGCAGCAGGGGGUUAAAGCACUGGGGAGGACGGCUGUUCGGGCCUGGUUUUUAAUAAGCAGCUGUAAAAUCUCUGCGGUAGGUGGAGAUGGACGGCGAGCUUUUCACCCCAUGCUCUGAGAUCCUUCCCCGAACUCACAGGGUUUUACAAGGAGCGUUGGUGAAAUGCAGCCACCUCUGGGGUGGGAGACAUCAGCCCUUGCACAGCAUCAAAUCUCCCUGUCUGGGUCAGGCUAAAAGUCCAUGUACCCAAUUUCCUGCCGCUGCUGGGAACAAGCAGCAGCUGCUUUAGAGGAAACAGGACCUGGGUGACAUGGGCUGUCCCGUCCCUCCGCACCCGCCACCCCGCUCGGCGUGACAGCUGCGAGAGCGGGGGUUUUGGCCAGCCACCCUGGGACAAUGUUUCCUCAUCCUGGAAAUGCCUGGGGGGAUCUCUGACUGUCUGUGGAUCCUUGGCUUUGGAGGUUGCCCAUCUGCAGGGAAGUGAGAUGUCCUGGAUCCACGGAUAUCAAUGGCAAAAUCCUCCUGGGACGGGCGGCCGCAGGCUUCGACGCUCUGCCACGCUGCAAAAUGGGAUCCUUUUGUAACUUUUGGAGACUCGCCGGGUGCGAGAUCUCUUCCUCCUUUGUCUCAAGGCCCGUUGCGUUCUCUCCCGCCAGGCCCGCUGCCCAGCACCAGCCCCGCGCUGACCGUGCUGCCCCGCGAGCCGCUGGUCGAGCUCGGCGGGUCCAUCCAGCUCAACUGCUCUCUGGACUGUCCGAACGGCAAGGUGGAGUGGAAAGGGCUGGACACCAACCUGGGGAACAUCCUGUCCUUCCCCAGCCACAGCGUCCUACAAGUCACCAAUGCCCACGUCACCACGCGGGGCACCAAGAUCUGCCUGGGGCUCUGCCAAACGAUCGUCCAGACGUCCGUCCACCUGGAAGUGUACUCUUUUCCAGACACGCUGCAGCUGGACUCCGAGCCCAAGGAGCUGGUGGCCGGGCAGCCGGCCCGGCUCUUCUGCACCAUGAGCAAGGUCUACCCGCCUGGCGGGCUGAUCCUGAGCUGGUACCGGGGGGACCAGAAGCUGGAGACCGCGGAGCCGGAGGAGGACGAGGACGAGGACGAGCUGUUGUACUACCGCGCGCAGCUGGACGUCCCCGCAGCCGACGUGACGGAGGGCGCAGAGUUUCGGUGCCAAGCGGAGCUGUUUCUGUCCCAGCCCCAGAGGCAUUUCCAGCAGGACCGAGCAGUGGCCGUGCCCGUAGCAGCUGUAAUGAAGCCAUCCCUGGAGCUGGCCACCACCCCAGAGAUCCCCAAAACCGAGCCACCGUCUGCUGCAGAGACCUCCAGCACAGCCAGGGACCCUGUCAGCACUGCAGGGCCGGAGAUCCCCAGCUCCCCCAGUGGGACCCUGAAGCUGGAGUCCCCGGCCCCCACGGAGAACGCGGCCACUGCCUUGGUGGCUACAGCCGAGACCCUGACCCCUGGAUGGACUGCUCCGACCGAGAUCCCCACCGCGGUGCUCGCCGUGACGUCGCAGCCCCCGGGGACCGAGGCUGCCUCGCUGGACCCUGCAGACACCACUCGGGACUCGAUCACCGGCACUAGCCCGGACCUGGUGAGCUGGAGCCCCAGCACGGAGCCGAAGGAUGCCACAGGGAACUCUCCAACUCCAGAACCCAUUAGCACCUGGCGCCCCAAAAGCACCACCCACGAUCCCCUAGACAGCCCCAAAACCAAGGCCACCUGCAACCUCUUCAUCAGACCAGUGCCUCCCAAGGGCAUCACCGGGAAAGCCCUGAAUGUGGUGUGCUACACCGAGUGCCGCGAGGAGGUCACGAUCCAGUGGGUGAAGACCCCGCUGGCGCUGUCCUGGUACCAGGAGGAGCUGUCCGAGGGCAAAUCCACGCUGAGGAUCGACCGGGUAGCCCCAGAGCACCAAGGAGACUAUCAAUGCGUCCUGCUCAGCGCCAGACCCCAGAUAGCACGUCUGCACAUCACCGUGUCUCCUGACACAUUCAGCGCCAACUCAGCCAUCGCGGUGGGGAUGGCCGGCUCCCUCCUGGGGCUGAUCAUCACGGGCUUCGCGUCUCAUCGCCUCUGGAAACGGCUCAAUUCCCGGUACAACGUGUCCUAAGGGGCGUGCGCAGGCCUGUCGCAGUCGCCCUUGGAUGACCCCCCGUUGUUGCUGGGAUUGAAGGGGCCUAGGGCAGCGCCUGGGCUGGUGCCGAGGUCAGCCAGCGAGCACCGAGCAGAGGGGAGCGGACAGGCCUGGAGCAGCCCGUUUCUGUCCCUGCCUCCAUCCUGCUCCCGGACGUUGUGAUUUCUGGCUCCAGUGCGCUGCAGUGGUCGGGCCUCUCGUCCAGCCGGGUGCUGGGGCUUGGCUCGGUGGUAGCUGCGAUUAGUGAGCGGCUUUGAACUUCGUGGGGCGGUCAGACAGGCCGCGGGGAGCAGCCGGCUCUCGGAAGUGCCGUGGAUCUCCCCUUCGCUGCGCACUAACUCCCUCCUUGCCCGAGCUCCAGGCGGAGAGGAUGAGUCGAAUCUCCCUGGACUUGCCUCCGUCCCUUCCUUGGGGGUUACAGCACCCGAUGCUCCCAGGGUCUUUGGUCUCAAGCACGUUGGUUUUAGGGCUAUGGAGAGGUGACCACGGAGGCUGAUGCCUGGUGCUGGAUCAUCAUGGAGGUGCCCUGUGCAAGGGCAGGGGUGUCCUUGAUCUCCCUGUACCCCGUGAAGGCUGGGGAGGGGGCUAUGGGGUGCCCGUCCCACUUCCCUCGACAUGGCCCACAUCCACCGCGAACCAGGUGGAGACCGACAUGCGUUCCCUUUCAGGGUGCCCAAGACCUUCCACCCUGCCCCCCUCCGCAGCUGGAGCAGGGAUCCAGCUGUGUCCGUGGCGCGUCGGCAGUGCCGUGGCGCCUGCUGCGUGGAGCACGGCUGUCCUAAUAAAGUGGCCUUUUCAAGGGUU
Messenger RNA from Alligator mississippiensis (American alligator), 4651 nucleotides. RefSeq names its product mucosal vascular addressin cell adhesion molecule 1 (gene MADCAM1). Gene Ontology annotation, molecular function: integrin binding involved in cell-matrix adhesion. Bases 2213 to 3823 code for a protein of 536 amino acids. The record is from RefSeq and is a predicted model, not a curated record. The transcript is spliced from 4 exons. Gene Ontology annotation, biological process: leukocyte tethering or rolling; heterotypic cell-cell adhesion; integrin-mediated signaling pathway. NCBI's taxonomy places the organism in Eukaryota, Metazoa, Chordata, Crocodylia, Alligatoridae. Gene Ontology annotation, cellular component: membrane.